AUGGGGGAAUAACAGAGAGUGACUUGCUAUAGGAUAAGAGUCUUGAUGUUGAUAGGCCAUGGAUGAGAGGCAGAACAGCUCCAUGGCUUCUGUCUCAGCCUGUGGUUCCCAUUUUCUUCUGCAACACCAUGUAGCAUUGUUACGGAGGACCGAACUCCACAUUCUCCUCCUGAUGCAAAAGCAUUGUUGCACGAAGGUCUUUACAUAUGAUUGGACCACUCCCCACCAGUCUCCCUCAAGAUUCCAUUUUUUGUGCUCAUAAACCCCCCUGUCUCUCUCUCUCUCUCUCUCUCUCUCUCUCUUGUCUUCUUCCACCGGGACACCCAAAAAGAGGUGCAAAUCUGUAGUUACUGUUCUGUAUUUCUCAAGAGGCCGAUAAGAGCCAACAGUCGGCUGUUCUCCCACACAAAUCCUCAGGAACCCAAAGGAAGCGUUUUUGUUCCCAGCUUUCUUUAGCAGUGAGAGAUCAAAAAGUGUUCUUUCUUUCCUUUCGUCUCUCUGGCUUCUUUGGCUGGUGUGGAGAUGAAGCAGCUGGAUAACGGGAAAGGGCGCAGGGUCCACCCAACCCCACUAACGGGGGCAGCGGCGACGCGGGACCUCCUGGCUGCGCUCCCAGCGACGGUGCUGGCCCUGGCAGCGACGCUGACUGCGGCGGAGCAGGAGGUCCUGGCGUACUUGCUCUCCGGAGGAGGCGGCGGGGGGAGGUGGAGGGAGCGGCGGCGGCGGCGGGCUCACCCGCCGGAGCUGGGUUGCGGGUGCUUCGGUUGCUACAAGAGCUUCUGGGCGCGGUGGGACGCGUCGCCAAAUCGACACGUCAUACACAGGAUCAUCGACAUCGUGGAGGAGAGCUCGGAGGCCAGAGAGCUUGACCGCGGGAGUGGCAGCAGAAGGAGAAGGCGGAGCGGCCGCGGCGGGAGGAAGGACGCUGGCUUGGCGGCGGAGGUCGCGGCAGCUGGGGGGGAGGAGAGCUUGGAGGUGGUGGGGAUGGGAUUCUCCCGGUUGGAUGGAGGACGCUUGGCGGACGAUGAUGGCGAGGACGGUGAUGAUGAUGGAGAGGAGGUAAAUGGUGGCAGCAACAGCAACAACAACGCUAAUGGAGGUUGCAACUCUGUGAGGAGAUUCAUGAGCUUCAUUGGGGAAAGAGUUUGGGGAGCUUGGAAUUGAAUGAAUGUAGACAGAGAGAUGGAAAAGGAGGGAGUUUUGGAUGCUGGAAAGGUCAGUUUUGAUGCCAUCUCCUGCCUUUUUCCUUGAAUGGUUUCUUCUCUUUGAUAGGGAGAAGUACUUGUACAUUUUCCUCUUGUUCGUUUGAGAAUUUACUCUCUCAGCAUCAAAAGACAUGCUUCAUUUGAAAAGAGGUAAGAUCUUUAAGCAUUUCAAGUUUAUUACAA
Messenger RNA from Musa acuminata subsp. malaccensis (wild Malaysian banana), 1388 nucleotides. RefSeq lists its product as uncharacterized. NCBI's taxonomy places the organism in Eukaryota, Viridiplantae, Streptophyta, Magnoliopsida, Zingiberales, Musaceae. The record is from RefSeq and is a predicted model, not a curated record.